AUGUCUGAAGAGUCAUCAGCGGAUCGCAAUGUCGAAAUUUGGAAAAUCAAGAAGCUGAUCAAGAGCUUGGAGAUGGCGAGAGGCAAUGGAACAUCAAUGAUUUCACUGAUCAUCCCACCAAAGGAUCAGAUCUCGCGAGUCUCUAAAAUGUUGGCGGAUGAAUUUGGAACAGCCUCUAACAUUAAGUCACGUGUUAACAGGCUUUCUGUGCUUGGAGCUAUCACCUCUGUGCAGCAUCGACUCAAACUUUAUACAAAAGUGCCACCAAAUGGUCUAGUCAUCUACUGUGGUACAAUUGUUACUGAGGAGGGAAAGGAGAAGAAAGUGAACAUUGAUUUUGAGCCAUUCAAGCCCAUCAAUACAUCCCUGUACUUAUGUGACAACAAGUUCCAUACUGAGGCCCUCACUGCGUUGAUGGCUGACGACAAUAAGUUUGGCUUCAUUGUGAUGGAUGGUAAUGGAGCGCUGUUUGGUACACUGCAAGGAAACACUAGAGAGGUGCUCCACAAGUUCACUGUAGAUCUGCCGAAGAAGCACGGUCGUGGUGGUCAGUCUGCGUUGCGUUUCGCCCGUCUCCGAAUGGAAAAGCGUCACAACUAUGUGCGCAAAGUUGCAGAGGUUGCUACACAAUUGUUCAUCAGUGCAGACCGUCCCAACGUAGCAGGACUGAUUUUGGCGGGUUCCGCUGACUUCAAGACUGAACUGUCCCAGUCCGAUAUGUUUGACCCACGUCUCCAAUCCAAAAUCAUCAAGCUGGUGGAUGUGUCAUACGGAGGAGAGAAUGGUUUUAACCAGGCCAUCGAGCUCGCGGCGGAAUUGUUGCAGAACGUCAAGUUUAUUCAGGAGAAGAAACUGAUUGGGCGCUACUUUGAAGAGAUCUCACAGGACACGGGCAAGUACUGCUUUGGAGUGGACGAUACACUGCGCGCCCUUGAACUUGGCUCUGUGGAGACGCUCAUCUGCUGGGAGAACCUUGACAUACAGAGAUACGUUCUGAAGUCGCAUGCCGCCAACCAGGAGACCAUUUUGCACUUGACACCUGAACAAGAGAAGGACAAGUCCCACUUCACCGAUAAAGACAGCGGUGUUGAGCUUGAGUUGGUGGAGUGUCAGCCGUUGCUUGAGUGGCUCGCCAACAACUACAAGUCCUUCGGAGCCACACUUGAAAUCAUCACAGACAAGAGUCAGGAGGGCAGUCAGUUUGUGAGAGGAUUUGGAGGUAUUGGAGGCAUACUCCGCUACAAAGUGGACUUUCAAUCUCUCCAAUCCGACGAACCGCUGGACGACGUGGACCUCGAUGACUAUUAA
This is a messenger RNA of Parnassius mnemosyne (clouded apollo), 1308 nucleotides long. Lineage: Eukaryota; Metazoa; Arthropoda; Insecta; Lepidoptera; Papilionidae. The record is from the annotation of a GenBank genome assembly.